AAGAGGACGACGGUCAAGGUGGCACGAACAACUUUCCCUUGAGAAUGGCGUCCGGCACAACGAGGGGUCGAAUCACCAGCAUCACCGGCGGCUUCCUACGCGCGGAGCGCGCCGCCGGGCAGCAUGUGAACUUCGACCCCGAAGCGCCUCCACUGCCGCCGACGCAUGUCGUACAGACGACCUGUCUGCUCGAACGACCGGAAAUUGACAAGAAAGUCAAGAGGCACAGCAUACACGGCAUGAUGGAGGAAGAGAACGUCGUGAGACCUCAUCAGGAAAUGGCCAGCCUGACGGGUCAGGACAAGAAAUAUCUUCUCGCCGUCGAGCGCGGAGACGUGGCUACCGUCAGAAGAAUGCUCAACAAAGCCCACGAGGACAACAUUAACGUUAACUGCGUGGAUCCUCUCGGACGAUCGGCUCUCCUCAUGGCGAUCGAUAAUGAAAAUUUAGAGAUGGUGGAUCUUUUAAUACAGCACAAGGUCGAUACCAAGGAUGCGCUCCUUCAUGCCAUCUCCGAGGAAUUCGUUGAGGCGGUGGAGGUUCUUUUAGAGCAUGAGGAGACCCUUCACAGGAACGGCGAACCACACAGCUGGGAGGCUCUACCACCUGACACAGCCACGUUCACGCCCGACAUUACGCCGUUGAUCCUGUCGGCCCACAGGGACAACUACGAAAUUAUAAAGAUUCUUCUGGAUCGCGGAUCCACCCUGCCGAUGCCGCACGACGUUCGCUGUGGAUGCGACGAGUGCGUGACAUCGAGGAUGGAGGAUUCCCUGAGGCAUUCGAGGAGUCGAAUAAACGCCUAUCGGGCAUUGGCGUCGCCGUCCUUGAUAGCACUGUCGUCUAAGGAUCCCAUCCUGACUGCUUUCGAGCUCUCCUGGGAACUUCGACGGCUUUCGUUCUUGGAGCACGAGUUCAAGUGCGAGUAUCAGGAGCUCCGGAGGCAGUGCCAAGACUUCGCGACCGCAUUGCUGGACCACACUAGAAGUUCCUAUGAGCUUGAAGUCCUGCUGAAUCACGACCCAACGGGACCAGCUUUCGAGCACGGAGAGAGGAUGCAUCUUAACCGCUUAAAAUUAGCCAUUAAGCUGAGACAAAAGAAGUUCGUGGCGCAUCCUAACGUGCAGCAGCUACUGGCAUCGAUCUGGUACGAGGGUCUGCCGGGGUUCCGAAGGAAGAACAUGUUCCUGCAAGCGCUGGAGAUCGUCCGAAUCGGCGUCCUCUUCCCGUUCUUCAGCGUAGCGUACAUCAUCGCGCCCCACAGCAUGGUCGGCCAAACCAUGAGGAAGCCGUUUAUUAAGUUCAUCUGUCAUUCCGCGUCGUAUUUCACUUUUCUAUUCAUGUUAAUUCUGGCCAGUCAGCGGAUAGAAAGCGUGAUCGGUAAUUGGAUGGGGCACGAUGUCGUGGAGCAGGAAGAAUCAACGCCGACGAAAAGAGGUGCCUCACCGACGAUCGUGGAAUGGUUUAUAUUAGCCUGGGUGUCGGGACUGAUCUGGUCGGAGGUGAAACAAUUGUGGGACGUGGGCCUGGAGGAGUACGUGAACGAUAUGUGGAACGUGAUCGACUUUGUAACGAACUCGCUGUACGUAGCCACAGUGGCGCUCAGGGUGGUAGCUUACUACAGGGUACAAAAGGAGAACGAGAAUCAGGCGCCGGGAUCGGUGAUAGAGCUGCAGCGUGAGCAGUGGGACACUUGGGACCCGAUGCUCAUCUCCGAGGGACUCUUCUCCGCCGCCAACAUCUUCAGCUCGCUAAAGCUCGUCUACAUAUUCUCCGUGAAUCCUCAUCUCGGACCGCUGCAAGUCUCCCUAUCGAGGAUGGUCAUGGACAUUAUGAAAUUCUUCUUCCUCUACGUGCUCGUUCUCUUCGCUUUUUCAUGCGGUCUCAAUCAACUUCUCUGGUAUUACGCCGACAUGGAGAAGAAACAGUGCCCCUCGGCGAUGCCGUAUUCGGCUAAUGUUAGCGCCACCAAUUCCGACCCGAACGCAUGCACCGUUUGGCGCCGAUUCGCUAAUCUGUUUGAGACAAUACAAACGCUCUUCUGGGCGGUUUUCGGCUUGGUGGACCUCGACAGCUUCGAGCUGGACGGCAUCAAGGUGUUCACCAGGUUCUGGGGCAUGCUGAUGUUCGGCACUUACUCGGUUAUUAACAUCGUCGUCCUCCUGAAUCUCCUAAUCGCCAUGAUGAAUCAUUCCUAUCAACUAAUCUCGGAACGGGCCGACGUCGAGUGGAAGUUCGCGAGGAGCAAGCUCUGGAUCAGCUAUUUCGAGGAGGGCGGUACCGUUCCGCCACCGUUCAACAUCAUACCUACCCCGAAGAGCGCCUGGUACGUCGCGCAGUGGGUAUAUCGGAAGCUCUGUGGACAUAGCAGGGCGGCCAAGAAGGAGCACAUGCGAACAAUCAGGCGAAAGGUCAAACAAGCUUCCGAGCGGGACUUCAGGUAUCAGAGUAUCAUGAGAAAUUUGGUAAGACGAUACGUCACCGUCGAGCAACGUAAGGCGGAAAGCGAGGGCGUCACGGAGGACGACGUGAACGAGAUCAAGCAGGACAUCAGUGCGUUUCGCUGCGAGCUUAUCGAGAUACUGAAGAACUCCGGCAUGAACACGUCGAAUGUAACGAGCAGCGGUACCGACGGUAGCCUUAAAGAGCUGUCCGUAGGUGCGGGUGGCAAGAAAAACCGCCAGAAAGAGCGGCGUUUAAUGAAGGGUUUCAACACGUUCAACAUCGGGCCGCAGUCCGGGUCGGGUGGAAGCGUCCUGGAGCCCGUGGACGAGCUCUUCCUUCAACAAGUGCAGCAUGAGAACUCUCAUCAUGAAUUAUUUGGCUCAACUCUGAGCGGCAUAUUCGGACCGAGCGCGACCGCGAAGAAGAGCCCACAUCACAUCAGCACUAACAGCGUGCCCGGGCUGGCGAGCGGGUCGCGACAAGUCCACGGCGCCAGAAGUAGCUCGCGGAAGAAGCGUUGGGGCACUCUGAUCGAGGCCGCGAAAGCCGGAAGAGUCUCCAGAUUGAUCGGUAGAUCUCGUUCCGAGGACUCUGUAUACUCGCCGGCGUCCGAGGACGGCGGCUCGCGAUCCGAGGGCUCCUCGGACUCGAAGUCCUCCUUGGAGGGUGCCGGUCACGAUGUACAAAGCGCCCAGCAUUCCCAGCAUCACUCUCAUCACGCGCAUCAUCCAGCGCAUCAGGAAGCGCAUCACGGGUUUACCCACGGCCUGGGCCCGGCUCUGGCCGCCCUGAGGAGGAAGCGCAAGAAGUUCUCCGCCUCGAGGUUGUCCACGCCCGCGAUGACCAGCAGCACCAACACGAAUCCCGCGGAAUCGAGCGCGAUGUCCUCAGUCGCCACCGUCCUGGCGGCCAGGAUAGCCGGACCCUCGAAGAAGCAGCUGCAACGCGCCAGCAGCGUGCCCACCCGCGGCCCCGAAUUAACGCCGCAGUCGUCAGUAAUGUUGGCGCGACGGCACGAGGUCACGCAGAGCCAGCAGCCCAGUCUCGACGUCGUCGAGAUCACCAACGAGCGUAUCAACGCGCAGCCAGGGGUUGUUCCACUGACGCCGUCGACCACCGAGGAGAGCGUGGUGGCGAGUGGCUCAACGUCGAACACGGCGAAGCGAAACGGAUCGGCGACGCAGCUGCAACGUCUUCCUGGCAUCGAGCCGAUUUCCGGCCACGACGUGUCCACCGGCUGGCUCUGAGGAAACGGAAGUGCCGCCGACGGGCGGCAGCCAACCAGCUGACACAGGAAGCACCAGUCGGAACUCAGCUUCGAGCUUCGUUUACAACGGCCAUGAGGCUAGAACGACAUCGACGACGAUCGGUGGCGCGCAUGCACGUAACGCACGCACGCGGCACGGAUCGUCCCCGACGUCGGCAGACGCACAAUGAUGCCUUUCUCGCGACACGACGCGCCAUGCCGAUUAAAGCGUAAGAGCGACGUCGAUCGGGAAUCUCGAAGGAACCCUAUCAGGAUCUCUCUCAUCCUCUUCCCCUCACCAGUCCUUUUACUACGGACACUUCUUCCAACAAAAUAAUGGCUCAAAAUUGCACUUCGAGAUUAUUGGUACGUUAUAUUUAUUAUUUUCUAUUUUAUACAUAUUUAUUUUUAUAUUCUUAAUUUUGUACACGCGAAGAAGAGUUUCCACGAGAGUAUUCUAGUAAAUUUUUAUAUAUUUUCUUUUCUUUCUUUAAUUUGAACUUUUCUCGAGUAGUAGUUGUAUAUAAAAUCACGUCGUUCGCACAAUUACUAUUGUUCAAUUAUUUUUGAGACUAGUAAGGACGAAUUAUGUAUGAUUGAUCGCGGUAUCUUCUCUCGCGACUGUCUUUGAGCGACGAUCGACGGUAGAUUGUACUGAGAAUUACUACUAUUACUACUACUGCCAGAACGGAAGUGGCAUGUGUGAGUCGGCGGCAAAUAGCCUAGUCAAACACUAGUCAGCCAGAUCUCGUAACAGGAGAGGGUGAAAAAAAAACCGGCUAUUAUUAUAUUAUAUAAAUUAAGGGACGCGACGAAUUGCGUUACCUCAAAUGUCAAACGGAGUCGGAAGUCGCGUCUUCAGAGAGCUGGUCUACUGAAGUGCGAGACUCGUUUAGCUUCUUAGCGAUCCUCCCAAAGCGAUCGUUUCUUCGACGAUUUAUUUCUUCCAAAUACACUUAUCCCACUCUAGUCACGAACUAAUCGAUAAUCAAUCAUUGCCAACGGACGAUUUCUUAUUAUUUUUUAUUCUACGGUAGUUUAGAACGGCCACAAGCGCGCGCGCGCGCGCGCGCGCGCGGUGUUGAGAGAAUCAAUUAUAUAAUAAACUCUUCCGUAAGACGUGCACGAUAGAUCGCGUGUGAAAGAGAGAACCGCUGGAUCCUUAAAGUCUCUGUAUUUCCGUAAAAAAAAAAAAAAUGUCGAUGUAGAAUUAAACGUUCCGUUAAUUGUAAGCUCGUAUCUACUGACGAGUCGUCUUUUAACGAUCCAACGCGCGACUCUCCGCCUAUAUAUCUGGACUGUCCGAAUGGCUAAAUCUUUCGUUGACGCCAAGUCAAACUCGGCGAGUCAAUGACGCCGAGAGAAACGAUUCUCGCGGGGCGCGGAAGAGCAGGAACAAGUGGCACGACCAAAGAAACACGCCGGUAGUAACAUUAGUCGAGUAGUGGCCUAAACGAGAAAGAGUCCUAGAUAUUACGUACUAUUUCCUAGAUAUUACAUGUAUAUGUACGUUAACAAUAAUUAUUACUAUCGUUAAUGUGAAAUACGAAUCGCG
Messenger RNA from Wasmannia auropunctata (little fire ant), 5246 nucleotides. It is a transcript of the gene Trpgamma, whose product is annotated as transient receptor potential-gamma protein. The transcript is spliced from 17 exons. The coding region runs from base 45 to 3692 and encodes 1215 amino acids. The record is from RefSeq and is a predicted model, not a curated record. Gene Ontology annotation, biological process: manganese ion transport; regulation of cytosolic calcium ion concentration; calcium ion transmembrane transport. Gene Ontology annotation, cellular component: membrane; cation channel complex. Gene Ontology annotation, molecular function: store-operated calcium channel activity; protein binding; inositol 1,4,5 trisphosphate binding. NCBI's taxonomy places the organism in Eukaryota, Metazoa, Arthropoda, Insecta, Hymenoptera, Formicidae.